Messenger RNA from Dufourea novaeangliae, 2042 nucleotides. Its product is annotated as zinc finger protein rotund-like. The transcript is spliced from 5 exons. The coding region runs from base 76 to 1629 and encodes 517 amino acids. The record is from RefSeq and is a predicted model, not a curated record. Lineage: Eukaryota; Metazoa; Arthropoda; Insecta; Hymenoptera; Halictidae.
ACAGGAGGCGCCGGAACUGGAAACACGGGCCCAGCGGCCACCGGGGGUGGUGGCCUGGCCCAUUGGGUCAGCGUGAUGGCGGAACACAUCCACAACCCCCAUUCCGCGACAGGGGUUGGGAGUGUUCAUCACCAGCAACAGUCACCCCCUCAACCACCCUAUCCGUGGAACAACGGCCUUUCCAGUGAUCAAUGCAACCCCCACGACAAGGAGAGCGACUACUGGGGUGGCGGACGGGGCACGAAACAAGGUUACGAGGCGAAAAUGAACGCGGACCACGGCCAGCUGCAGAAGGGGGAGGAACAAUACCGUGGCGCCGGAGGAUCAAGCAGCGGUAGCCCGCCGGCGAGUUUGCUGGUGGUACCGCAACCUUUGACCGUGAAACCCUCUCAUCCGUCGCAUUUGAAUCCCCAUCUGGGCGGACCACACUCGCAUCCGCCGAGAAAGUACCAGUGCAAAAUGUGCCCACAGAUCUUCGGUAGCAAAGCGGACCUGCAGCUUCACACGCAGAUCCACAUGCGCGAGGCGAAGCCGUACAAGUGCACGCAGUGCGCGAAGGCGUUCGCAAACUCCUCGUACCUGUCCCAGCACACCAGGAUCCACCUGGGCAUCAAGCCGUACCGCUGCGAGAUCUGCCAACGGAAGUUCACCCAGCUGAGCCACCUACAGCAGCACAUCCGCACGCACACCGGCGACAAACCGUACAAGUGCCGGCAUCCAGGCUGCACGAAGGCGUUCAGCCAGCUGAGCAACCUACAGAGCCACUCCCGUUGUCACCAGACCGACAAGCCGUACAAGUGUAACUCCUGCUACAAGUGCUUCUCCGACGAGCCGAGUCUGCUCGAGCACAUACCGAAGCACAAGGAAUCGAAGCACCUCAAGACGCACAUCUGCCAGUACUGCGGCAAGAGUUACACCCAGGAGACGUAUCUGGCGAAGCACAUGCAAAAGCACGCGGAAAGAACGGACAAACGACCACCAAUCAUCGGUACAGGUCUAAGGCCGUCGAUCCACGCGAUGGCGGCCCAUCAUCAGGAUCACUAUUGGCCGAAGGUCAGUCCCGAUUCGAUGAUCAACGAUCUACACGAACGUCUGCCGCAUCAUCACACCACCGACUACCAUCAGAACCAGAACCCAGAGAUGUUGUUACCUGGCCACGGUCAUCGAGGCGGCGAGUCCAUAGAGAACGAUUCAAGGCAACAAACCCCCCAACCUGGCGCCAAUCAUCAUCCGAACAGUAGCUCAGCGUUCACCCCGAUAUCCUCGAUCUCGAUAAACUCGAUCUCCUCGAUGCAACACCCCUUGAACCCGUUGAAUCACCUGCACUACCCAGGCAGCCAUCAUCCAGCCUCCAGGCCGUACCUCUACGAAGCGUUCAACACGACGCAGAAAUCCUCGCCGGCCACAUCCUCGUCCGGCGUGACAUCGGGCACGACCAGCAACCAGAACGCGGCGACAUCGUUCCCGAAUCAACUGAUCAGCCUGCAUCAGAUACGGAAUUACGCUCAUCAACCGAACCUCGGGAAUCUCGGCAAUCUAGGGAACUUUGGGAAUCUUAGCAACCUGAGCAACCUGAGCGCGUCGAUGGAGAGCCACGCGCUCCUCGGCGGGCUCAAGGAGAAACAGUAACUCCGGCUGGUCUUGGAGGAUUAGGAGAGCUGCAACUGCUCGCUGCAAUUUUCUCCUCGGUUUUCCUCUUAAUUCCUUCUCUCUCUUGUCCAUUGUUCCCGGUUUCCUCCUGUCCCCCCAUUCACCUGAACCACGAACGCCCGAACGGAAUCGUCCAGCGUUCCUCGUCUAUUUUUUCCGUCGAUGAACGACGACGAUCACCUAACGGAUGCGUUGAUGAUUCUUCUCCCCUGGGUGAGGUGUAUCUCACAAAGAAAACGGUCGAAGAGCUCUUCGUGGAUCCUAGGAUCAUUUGGAUUCUGUACUAUACAUAUAUCGUGGUGCGUGCAACAACCUACCUGUCGUUCCUGUUCUCCCAGCACGGUGCCCACGGGUGUGGUGGUUGUUCGCUCGUUCGUUCCUGGGUAUACUAC